Cornus florida is the source of this 1812-nucleotide messenger RNA. RefSeq names its product ankyrin repeat-containing protein BDA1-like. Lineage: Eukaryota; Viridiplantae; Streptophyta; Magnoliopsida; Cornales; Cornaceae. Gene Ontology annotation, molecular function: protein binding. The transcript has 3 exons. The record is from RefSeq and is a predicted model, not a curated record. The coding region runs from base 81 to 1469 and encodes 462 amino acids.
CCACCACCAACAACAACAACCACCACCACCACCACCACCAACGGGCCACUACCACCCAAAGAGGGAACAGGAUACAUAUCAUGGAUCAGAGGUUGAAGAAUGUUGCCGAAGAGGGAAAUAUCGAUGCGCUAUAUGCUUUGUUUCGGGAGAAUCCCUACAUAUUGGAAAACAUUGAUCAGAUCCCAUUUGUUGAUACUCCUCUACAUAUAGCGGCAUCUGCUGGGUGCACCCAUUUUGCAGCUGAAAUGAUUAGAUUAAAGCCCUCAUUUGGUAGGAAGUUAAACCCCGAUGGAUUAAGCCCUUUGCAUUUAGCACUACAAAAUGGGCACACCGAGACAGUGAUAAGACUCAUAAAUAUUGACAACGACCUCAUCCGUGUCCAAGGGAAAGAGAGCAUCACUCCUUUGCAUUAUGUAGCUGAAAGAAAUGAAUCCGAACUAUUGGCUGAAUUUCUCUGUGCUUGCCCAGCAUCCAUCAAGGAUUUGACAGUUCGAGGAGAGACUGGAGUGCAUAUUGCCACCAGAAAUGGAAGCUUCGAAGCAGUCAAGGUGCUUUUGGGAUGGCUUCGUAAAUUCGACAAUGAAGGGUUGGAAAGCUGGAAGAUGCUAAACUGGAAGGACGAGAAUGGCAACACAGCGUUGCAUAUUGCAGCUUGCGCUAACCAACGCCAGGUCGCGAAGUUAUUAAUAAAGAAUAAAGUGGACAAAAUGGUAAGGAAUUUGGAGGGUAGAACUGCAUUUGAUUUAUCAGAAGGAAAUGAAGAGUUCAGAACACGUUUGUUCUGGGGGUGCGCAAUAACAAGUUUGAUUUAUCAGAAGGAAAUGAAGAGUUCAACUAGUCUUGCACAUUUUAUGAGUGCUGUAAAGCUCCAUGAAAAAUUGUUGUAUCUUGUUCCUAAUAUGCAUAAUGGUUUGUCAAGCGACAUGAAAAAUAUGCUGCUGGUUGUAGCUGUGCUUAUUGCAACCGCUACCUAUCAAAUUGUACUCCAACCCCCUGGUGGAUUCCGACAAGAAGACAACAAUCUCAACAGUACUGCCUUUAUAAUUAACAGUACUUCCAUAGAUUAUAUCCCUAUCAACAAUACUACCAUCAACAGUACUGCCUUUAACCGUGCUGGGACGAUAGUUAUGCCUGCAGAUAAUUUCAACAGCAUAAAUUUUUUCAACUCAGCUGCAUUUGCUGCUGCAGUUGGAGUGAUUUAUCUCUCCCUCCCAAUGACAUAUCAUAGUGUUCUAUUGGGAAAUUCUCUAAUUUACCUGGCCAUUAGUUAUAUGACUUCAAUGUCUGAAAUAGCAACAUCUCCAAAUUCUGUCUGGAUCUCAUUUGGCGCAUAUCUAUUUUUUUCCAUCCUUGUUUGGUUGAGGAUUUGGAUUCUCCGUGGGGAACGCAAAAUCUUUACAAGGGUAACACUCUGCAGGUUUAAUCCCACUCACUAUGUUAAGAUGAGGCACCAAUUGGUUGGUUGGUGAAACAUCGAUUGAGGAGUGCACACAGUAGAUGAUGAGCCCAGCAUGCACCAACAUGGAUAUGUCAACGUGGACUGUGAGACUAUUACACACCCUUUAUUUGUUUCCUUAUCCUUGGAACAAUAUAUAUAUAUAUAUAUAUAUGAGAGUGAGUGAAUAAAUAAAUUCUCAGAUUAUAUGGAGUACUAGCUUGGACUGCAUGCCCCAUAAACUGAGCAAUGAUUUACUUCCACUUGUGUCCGAGUAUGUUAUUAUAAUGUACCGAUUUCUCGAAUGAUUCUGGAGGUUGAUUGUACAAUUGUAGUGCAAACCAUAUUAAUUCUAUUUCCUAAUUUCUUUCUUAUGC